UUCUCGCUCUCCCCUCCCACUCCCUGCUCCUCUGAGCUCGAGAGCCUCUUCCCCCUCUCUGCCGUUACGAGUUCUCCUCCCGAAACCUGUGCGAGGCGGCCGCUGAAGCGCGAGGCGAUUCCCCCCUCUCCCCUACAAUCAGUCAACAUGGCUACAGUUGUAACCUCGACGAGAUUUACAGACGAAUAUCAGCUGUACGAGGAACUCGGAAAGGGUGCGUUCUCAAUCGUUCGCAGAUGUGUCAAGAAGUCUACUGGCCAGGAGUAUGCUGCAAAAAUUAUCAACACAAAAAAGCUCUCAGCCAGAGAUCACCAGAAACUGGAGAGGGAGGCAAGAAUCUGUCGUCUGCUGAAACAUUCAAACAUAGUACGACUCCAUGACAGCAUCUCCGAGGAAGGCUUCCAUUACCUUGUCUUUGACCUCGUCACUGGAGGAGAGCUGUUUGAGGACAUUGUUGCUAGAGAGUAUUACAGCGAGGCGGAUGCCAGCCACUGUAUCAAUCAGAUCCUGGAGAGUGUCAGUCACAUCCACCAGCAUGACAUUGUCCACAGGGACCUCAAGCCAGAGAACCUGCUCCUGGCCAGUAAGAUGAAGGGAGCAGCUGUGAAACUUGCAGAUUUUGGUCUAGCUAUCGAGGUGCAGGGGGACCAACAAGCAUGGUUUGGUUUUGCAGGAACUCCAGGAUAUCUGUCCCCAGAGGUGCUGAGAAAGGACCCGUACGGCAAGCCAGUGGACAUAUGGGCAUGUGGUGUGAUCCUGUACAUCUUGUUGGUGGGCUACCCUCCCUUCUGGGAUGAGGACCAGCACAAACUGUACCAACAAAUCAAGGCCGGUGCAUAUGACUUUCCUUCUCCAGAGUGGGACACAGUGACCCCCGAGGCCAAGAAUCUGAUCAAUCAGAUGCUAACGAUUAACCCUGCCAAACGGAUCACAGCCGACCAGGCCAUCAAGCAUCCCUGGGUCUGCCAACGAUCCACUGUGGCCUCCAUGAUGCACCGUCAAGAGACUGUGGAGUGUCUGCGCAAGUUCAACGCCAGGAGGAAACUUAAAGGAGCCAUCCUCACAACGAUGCUGGUGUCCAGGAACUUUUCAGUGGGACGGCAGCAUACCAGCCCUGCCGCUACCACCAGCACGGCCUCAAUGGCACAGGAAGCAUGCAAAACCUUACUAAACAAAAAGUCUGAUGGUGUGAAGAAAAGGAAGUCCAGCUCGAGUGUUUGUUUGAUGUCGCAGGGAACCAACAGUAAAAACAGUGUAGUAAGCAGCAGCAGCACCAAAGACAGCAGCAUGUCAUCUUCAGCACCAAUGGAAGCCCAGACAACUGUUGUACACAACCCAGCUAAUGGCACCAAGGGCUCCACAGAGAGCUGUAAUAAUGCAGAAGAGGAGGAGAUGAAAGGUAGGAAAGUGGCUGCCCCUGAGUCUGAGUCUACUGGUACAGACAGUGGCGUGUUAAGCCAGUGCAGCCCUACAGAGCAACAGACCCUGUCUCCUCACUGUGCACCACCCACGUCUGGUGCCCUGCAGGAGGCUACUUGCAGCCCCAGUGUCCCUCAGACCAGUCCAGCUCAGAGCUCCUGUCCUGAACCAGAGUCCGCUCUGUCGCCCCACGCAGGCAUCAGCCGCAACCUGCAGCAGACUCGUAAACAGGAGAUAAUAAAGAUGACAGAGCAGUUGAUUGAAGCUAUCAACAAUGGGGAUUUUGAGGCUUACACGAGAAUCUGUGACCCUGGACUGACUUCUUUUGAGCCAGAGGCCCUUGGAAACCUGGUGGAGGGCAUGGACUUCCACAAGUUCUACUUUGAGAACCUUCUGAGUAAAAACAGCAAGCCAGUGCACACCACCAUCCUCAACCCCCACGUACAUCUGAUCGGUGAUGAUGCUGCCUGCAUUGCCUACAUCCGCCUGACGCAGUACAUGGACAGCCAGGGCCGGCCACGCUCCUGCCAGUCAGAGGAGACGCGUGUGUGGCAUCGCCGCGAGGCCAAAUGGCUCAACGUGCACUUCCACUGCUCAGGAGCACCGGCUGCACCCCUGCAGUGAAUUGCCAACCCAGGCCCAGGAAAGCUUUGCCUGAACUCUAAAGCUGUUUGGAGCAUUAUUCUCCGUGGUCGGACCGGUGCCUGAAUCCUGGCCAGGAAGAGGCUGCUUGGAAAGUUGUAAAAACUGAAAAGUGGGGAAAAUACAUAAAUAAAAAAGCAAAAAGUAAAAAAAACAAAAACAACAAUACAUAUUUCAAAGGUUGACUGAAUGACCGACCAACACCAAUCCAGUCCGUCUCUAGCUAGGUGACGAUGGCGCUCGGCUGAUGUCAGCCCCUUCUUGCAGAUGGUGCAUGUUUCUGGUGGCGACACAGGGGGGAUGCUGUCCUGGUCAUUGUCUCCCAUAGCCUUUAUUUUCCCCAUCUUUGUUGGGUCUGCUGGAUAAGUAUUAAACCUGUUAAAAAAAAAAAAUUAUAUAUGUAGUAUAUAAUAGAAAUCAAAUACACUUCACAUACAUAGUGAACACAGAAUUGGGGGCAACAAGUAUAUGAUCUAAAAAAGAUUUGAUUUUUUUUUUUUUUUUUUUGUCUUGAGAGAGCAGCAGAAUAUCUACUUUAAUAAAAGUAUUGUUUUACAGUUCACAGCUGUGGGUUGGAUUUAUGGGAACAGGAGCAAAACAUAUCUUACUGUAAUAUCAGGAUUUAACAUCCAAGUUUAAUUUUCAUGUUUAAACAUCUGUACACUGUUUUCUAGAAAUCAUUAGUUACUGAAGGGACCUUUUGUUUUUUUUCUAUUGUGUCAAGCGGUUUUUACCUGAAUGAUGUGUUUAAGUAUUGUUUUGAAGAAGUCAUUUUUAAUCAAAAGGGGUAUUUUAUUUAACACAAUUGUGUAUAAUAGAUAUUUAUAUAGGAGUAGAGGGAAACAUUUACUUUUAGGGUGUAGGGAGGGGAGUUAAGCAUGAAUGGGUAUUUUGAUUGUGUUUUGAGGUCCCGGGGUGUAUAUAAGAACUACUCACACACCAUGCAUGCAUGCAUGCAUGCACGCACACACAUACUCAAGGUCUCUGUGCUCCAGCCAUUAGGUUUGAACCUCUCUUGAGCUUUAGACAACAAUUGUCCAGGCCAGCUCAUCCUGAAGUUGCAGAGGGCCUCCAUCUGUCGGCCCUGCAGUGUUUGGAGACGAACAAUGGGUCAAAGUCUGAAGCUCCUCACAUCUCUGAACUACCUAAUCUGAAAGCACGGAUACACUCUCACGCCAACUUUUUACCUUUUUAUCUGUUCUUGUGUAUUUUUGAAGUGAAGUGACUUAUUUCAAAUAUCUAAUGGCCUCUACUGUUUUUGCAGACAUUUGCGACUCAAUGCUGUUGUGCUUGUUCUUCGAAGGGAGUGAAUCUUUCUGCAACUUCAGGUUAUGCUCGCCAAAAAUCUUUCCCGUCCACCCUACCUCUGCCCCUCUUACUUCAAUCAUUCCUGCGUCUUACUGUAUACUUUCCACAUCCUUCAAUUACCAGCUCCAUUACUGUACUGUACUGUAGCACCACGUUGUGUGAUGAUGAUGUCACCCAUAUCCCUGUCUCUUGUUCUGAUAGUGUUCUUAAAAUGUGUGUGUUGUCUGUCUUGGCUUGCUGUACAUGUGUGUGUGAAAGCAUGUUAAAGGGAAUGCAGCCAAGGAAUAGGACAAAAAAAUAAAUAAAGAAUGGGAAAAGGGCUAUGCUGGCUGGAGGGCUGUGGGACCUUCGCUGAUGGCCAUCAAUGGCUUUGGUCCUUUUUCACAGUUUCUGUAGUACAUGUUGUAGUUGUUAGUGUUUUGAUGUUUUUAUCAGCUGUUUUAGCCAGAACUAUAACAAAAAAAUAAUUAGGGGUUGGAAUUAAUUGAGGCGGAGACUGCCACAACCCUUUUACUGCCCGUUUCCCCCCCCACACACACACACAGAGAAAAUAUUAAGACAAAACACUUAAUACACACCUGUGCUACAUUAGAACUCACAACAUCAAAGGAACAUGAGAUCAUUUUUUUUUCCUCUCCAAUAAAAGACGAUGUAUCUCCUUGUCAUUGGUUAAACUUUGCAGCACUUUUUUUCCCAGUGGGCCAAUCCUAAAGUCCGGACUCAAAGACUUUGGUGCACGUUCACACUAAAUUCAUGUCUUUAAAAUGUAAAGGGUGUGAGGGUUUAGGUACACACUUAUCAAACACCUUUCUGUGAGUCUGCAUCAAUGCUGACUUCACCAAAGGGAAUUACCCACAGUUCAAAGCGUCGUGAUGUUUACCGCGGAGACGAUAGGGAACAAAGGUAAACGGCACGACACACGAACAGAACUGUUUAACUUGUAAAACAAGCCAUCCGUCUCCCGUGCCAUCGCUGUGUGGAAAGCAAAACACUUAAAAUGAAAAUGCCCAAACCCGGCAAGUGUCAGCAACAUCUUUGUUCUUAAACGUUGCCAUGGUAACCUGUGAUCUCUGGAAGUUCUGUCCUACACUUAUCUGAGCUCUUGUGGCCUCACGCACAUACUCACUUAGCACCUGAGAUCAAUUAAGUCUGAGUUUCAGGUCCUUCGUCCUCACUUUGGGAUUGGGCCCCUGAGUGUGUGACCUUUCACCAGCGGGGGUUGUCCUGUCUCUAUGCUGCGCUUCUCCAUAGUAACUCAUGCUCUACUUAGACUGUUGCUGGUUGUCACAAUGAUUCUUCAAUUCAUAAUCGUCACUGUGUCUGAACGCUCACGGACAGUCAAGUAAAUUUAAAAAGAAAAGUUAAUCAUAUGCAAGACCCAUCCUAAUGUAUCAACCGGCAGUCGUUUUUAUCUGACAUGCCAUGAAAACUGUGUCCCACACACACACACACACACAUACACUUUUUGCGCCAUGACGACAAUGUGUGCUGAAAACAUUACUGAAACUAUGUUUUUCUGGCUGCAAGUAGAUCUGUUUGUGCUGUAGGCACGGCCCAGUUGUUUGUUGACGCCACCAGUCUGACAAGAUGCUUUCUUUACUUCUUUUUUUUUUAAAGGGGGAACUGAUCUUAGGGAAUAACCAGCUGCAUAGUCAAGUUUGCCAAAGUAUUUGGACAGCUGGAUCAAGUUAAAUUUGGAUCGGUCGAUGUGAAGACAAAAAAAAUAGAUCUUCACAUCGAACAUUUUGACAUGUAGCAGAAGAAGCCCACAUGUAAACAAUGACCUUAAAAAGGCUGCUAGUUCCAGGGCAUUGCUCCCUAGUUUGGCAUUCUGGGAAAGUUAAUGGAACAGAGCCAUCAAUAUAAGUUUCAACUGUGCUUUUCUUGCCAUGACACUAGAUUCAGAAUUCACAUUUUACUUCAAGAAUAAGUGAUCCCGCUUAUACUUUGACCUUUUUUUUAGGUAGAUGCAUAACAGUGAUUCCCAACCUUUUUGGUCCAUAACCCCUUAAAAUCCGGCAGCAUCUACUCGCAGCUGCUCCUCACACGCAGUUAUUGAUGAAGAGGUAAAGUUAUCACACAUUUCACAAUGAAAAAAAAAGCAGGAUUAUUGUCCUCUCCUGAUAAAAAUGUACCCUGUGGAGUUGUUGACCAAUAGCAGAACCAUAGAGCAGUGUUUUUCAAUGUGGUGCAAUACACAUUCCCGCCAAUUUUCAAAUUGCAGUGAUCUACAGAUCAUAACACGACCAAGAAGUGCAGCACUGUGGAAGUAAAGAGUUUACUUGCUAGCAAAUAGGAAAUCAUUCAAGACAUUUGUGAGACCGUAUGGACACAAACUUUUUGGUCAGUAACACUGAAUGUAAAACACAAACUUUGUUUACAAGAAGACUCCACAGGGCAUCUUUAAUAACCUCUGAUUUAUCUUGUGACCUCUUCAGAAGGGUCCUGACCCCAGGUUGGGAACCACAGUUUUAUUUUUUUUCAAUGUCUCCUAAUUGUGAAUGUUAAUUAUUGCAAAAUAGUUUCUAGAUUUAUUGCAUUGAAAUACUUUACAUUUGCAUGUAUUUUCUUGGAUUAUGUGACUGACAAAAUGUAACAUGAAAGGCUAAAGGGUUUGAAUUUUUUCAUCUCAAACUUGGUUUAAUUCCACCAGUCCAAUUUUAGCCGCUUGAUUUUCUUUAAUUUUUACUUUUUGAUAUUAAAAAAUAUAUAUAUACAUUGCACCACUUUAAAAUUACCCUCUGGAAAUUUCUAAUUCAAACAAAUACAUUUGCAUAGAUGGAUUCAAUAGUUCAAUGUUAUGAAAACAGUGCUAUUUACAUUUAAUUAUUAAAUAUUCAGAAAUAAUAUAUCAGGUGUUCAUUUGCUUAUAUAAUUGAAAUAGCCCAUCUUUGCUUCCGUAGAGUGACCUCCCUGCUUCAGCUGAAGUGGCAUAGAGAUCCAUUGUAAACAUGACAGGGUAUUGACUUUUGAGUCUCACUGAUGUAAAUAGGAUGCGUGACCAAAUAUAAAACUACCUUAAGACAGAAAACAUUGGGCUGAUCGCUGCUACAACCUACAAAACAAAUAUAACUCAAACUAUUUACAGUAAGUUGCUGUGCUUCAUAUAAACUUGUGUAAAUUCCAUAGGUGAAUUACUCUAGCAAAUGUCUUAUAUAUGUUAGAAUAAAAAUGGACUGAACUGGGGGGGGUGAAGAUCCUUCAAAUGGCUAAUAAAAAAACCACAACCUUAAAAAGCAACACUAUAUAUGCAGUUCAACAAAUGGAAGAAAUAUGCAUGUCUACUUUCUGGUAAUUUUUCACUGUUUAUUUGAUAAAGAAAUUGAAAUCUGUUACUUGCAUCCUUGAGGUUAUGAAAUGUCUCCGUCUGAGAUAUUGGAAUCAAGUCUCACAAUGAAAUGCAUAAAUGAUGAGCAAAAAGCUCUAGCUUGUAUGGAAUUAAAUUUCUUGCGAUGUAACCUUGUAUUAGAGGGGGCUACAUGUGUCUAUACUCUGAGUUUCAAUUGGAUGCUGGAUUUUUUUGCAUGACCAUACAGUUAAUAAACAUACAUUAAAAACUA
Etheostoma cragini (Arkansas darter) is the source of this 6929-nucleotide messenger RNA. RefSeq names its product calcium/calmodulin-dependent protein kinase (CaM kinase) II gamma 2 (gene camk2g2). The transcript is spliced from 24 exons. The record is from RefSeq and is a predicted model, not a curated record. The coding region runs from base 148 to 2043 and encodes 631 amino acids. Gene Ontology annotation, biological process: protein phosphorylation. Gene Ontology annotation, cellular component: neuron projection; cytoplasm. NCBI's taxonomy places the organism in Eukaryota, Metazoa, Chordata, Actinopteri, Perciformes, Percidae. Gene Ontology annotation, molecular function: calmodulin binding; calcium/calmodulin-dependent protein kinase activity; ATP binding.